Rhagoletis zephyria (snowberry fruit fly) is the source of this 1213-nucleotide messenger RNA. Its product is annotated as titin-like. The record is from RefSeq and is a predicted model, not a curated record. NCBI's taxonomy places the organism in Eukaryota, Metazoa, Arthropoda, Insecta, Diptera, Tephritidae. Gene Ontology annotation, molecular function: protein binding.
AUUCAAUUCUUCUAUUCAAAACAAAUACGUGAACUUUUUUCACUUUAAAGGAAAACCCACGGCACCUGGUGCACCGGAGCCACUAGAGGUUACACAUGACUCGAUCACACUGUACUGGAGAGCACCCGAAGAUGAUGGCAAAUGCGAAAUCACCGAAUACGUGCUCGAAUAUCAAGACGUUAAAGAGGAGAGGUGGAUCGAGAUACGCAAAAUCAAAGACACAACAUACACUAUAAGCAAACUGAAAAUCGAUACGGAAUAUGUAUUCCGCGCGAUCGCUGUAAAUGAUGUUGGCCCAUCACCACCUUCACCGCUCUCGCCACCCAUACGCCUAGUAGCCGAAGUCAGAAAGGAAAAACCAACCGUACAAGAACCACUGCAAGACAUUGUGACCGAAUUAAACAAGGAAAUUACAUUGUCUUGUGUAUUCGGUGGCAUACCAGAGCCCAAGGUUACAUGGAAGAAAAACGGAACGGUUAUCACAUCGAAGACUAUGCGAUAUGAGAAUCGUGUAUCCAAAUACACAAUUGAGAAGACAACAAUUGAGACUGAAGCUACGUACACAUGCGUAGCUGAAAAUGACAUGGGCAGCGUGGAGACUUCGUGUAGAGUUACACUGCAAGAAAAGCCGACGAUUGACAUCGAUGAGAAGUAUCUUGCACAGAAAAUACGUGCAGGCACUACUUUGAACAUUCCGGCCACAAUUCGUGGUUAUCCACAACCGAAAUGUAAAUGGUAUAGGGAGACCACAGAACAAACGACCACAACGGAGCGUGUGACAAUUGAAACUACAGAGACCACCUCGAUUUACAAAUUGGAAAAGGUGACACGUGAAGAUUCGGGACGUUACAAGAUUACAGCUACCAAUACAACUGGCACAGCAACAACGGAGUGUACAAUUGAAGUGAUCGAUAAGCCAAGUCGACCACGAUCACUCGAGAUCAAAGAAAUGAAGAAGGAUGCAAUUACAUUGGAAUGGACGCCACCAGUUGAUGAUGGUGGUCUGGAGUUGAAUAAGUAUGUGCUGGAGAAAUGUGAUUUGCAAAACAAUCUCUGGAUGAAAGUAGCUGAUUUGGAAAAAGACAUACACUCCUAUGCAGUACAAAAACUUUCCAUGAACUCACAGUAUAUGUUCAGAGUCGUGGCAGCUAAUCCUGUUGGCAUAUCUGAACCAGCUGAGAGUGAGACGGUGACGAUUACAAAGAAAUUCGGU